AUGACUGAUAAAUAUAUUUUAGACCAAGGUUAUGGUUAUGGAUUUGCUUUGGGUAUCGGAGCUGCCUUUGCGCUUUUAAUGGUGUCAAUCUCUAAGCUAUUGUCAAUUUAUGCUGGUGAGGUACAAUCAUCUGAAAGAUUUUCAACGGCAUCUCGUUCAGUUAAAUCUGGUUUAAUUGCUAGUUCAACAGUUUCCGCAUGGACUUGGCCAGCAACUCUAUUGAGUUCUGGAGCGUGGGCAUACAAUACUGGAAUCAUGGGUGGUUUUACCUAUGGAAUUGGAGGUACUACUCAGGUCUUAUUAUUUGCAUUUUUGGCAAUUCAAAUUAAAAAGAACUCUCCCGGCUGUCAUACUGUUGCACAAUUGAUUCAAGUGAGAUUCGGUAAAGCUGGACAUUGGGUUUAUCUAUGCUAUUGUGUAGCUACCAAUGUUUUAAUCUCAUCCUUAUUACUUUUGGGUGGAUCUCAGGGAUUUUCAGAAACAACUGGUAUGCACAUAAUAGCGGCAUCUUUCCUCUUACCGUUGGGUGUCGUUUGCUAUACACUUUUUGGUGGACUUAAGGCAACGUUCAUUUCUGACUGGAUCCAUACUGUGAUAAUUUAUGGAAUCAUCUGUGCAGCAGCUUUCGUAAUUUAUGGUAGCUCAUCGCUUAUUGGUUCUCCUAGUAAAAUGUAUGAUUUAUUAAUCGAGGCUGAUGAGUUGUUCCCAAGUUCUGGUGGUAACAGUUACCUAAGUUUCUUUAAUAAGCAGCAAAUUUUACUCACUUGGACUGUUACUGUAGGUGGUCUUAGUUCUGUUUUUGGAGAUCCUGGUUAUUCUCAAAGAGCAAUUGCUUCAGAUGCAAAGAGUGUUUUUUCAGGCUAUGUUCUUGGUGGUGCAUGCUGGCUAGUCAUUCCCUGGGCCUUGGGAACUUCUGCAGGUUUAGCUUGUUUGGCUUUGUUAAACAACCCUGCAUCUUUCACCUAUCCAAAUGCACUUACCGCAGCAGAAGUCGAUGCUGGUAUGCCGGUAAUUUAUGGAUUGGCGGCAAUCUUUGGAAAAUCAGGAGCUGCAGCUGGUUUAGUGAUGCUUUUCAUGAGUGUAACUUCAGCUACUUCGGCAGAAUUAAUUGCGUUUUCUUCAAUUUUUACGUACGACGUUUAUCAGACCUACGUGAAACCAGAUGCCUCUGGUAAAAGAUUAGUUACCAUCGCCCACGGAUCAGUUGUCUUUUUUGGUUUAUUCAUGGCAUGUUUGGCUGUAGUAUUUAAUUACGUUGGGGUGACAGUAGGAUGGCUUUUAAGUUUCCUAGGAAUUAUUCUUUCUCCAGAAGUAAGUGCCAUAACCUUAGCAAUAUUUUGGAAGAAAAUGUCCAAAGAGAGUCUUAUUAUUGGAGCACCCUUGGGUACAUUGACUGGAAUCGCAUGCUGGAUUGGUGCAACAUAUGCAUACAAUGAUGGAGUCGUCAAUAGGACUACAGUUAUGGCAAAUGAAGCUACAGUGAUUGGAAAUUUCACCUCGUUAUUCAGUUCCCUUUUCUACUAUAUCGUGAUUUCAUACAUUAAACCGGCAGAUUUUGACUUUAAAACAUUUGAAACUUCAUUCCACGCCGGAGAUGAUGCAGAUGAAAAGGAGCAAGCAGCCAUGACAACCAAGAAAGAGGAUGCUGGCAUUUUGAAGAAACAAUCGAUAAUCACUGCAGUUUUGAACAUAAUAUUAGUAAUUGGUGCUUACGUAAUUGUUCCAUGCGCAUAUUAUGGCUCGAGAUAUGUAUUUUCGAAAGCGUACUUUACAUCGUGGAUUGUCAUUAUGUUAAUAUGGCUACUUGUUGCGGCUACGUAUAUAGUUGUUUUCCCAUUAUGGCAAGGGCGCCAUUCUAUAUACGCAAUUGUCUCUCAUGCUACGUCGUUAAUUGGAAAAACAAAGUCGGAAAGCACAUCCGACGCUUCCAGUUCAAAUUCCACUGGCGUGGAAGAAGUUGACCUCUUGUCGGAACCUAAAGUUUAA
Molecule: messenger RNA, 1986 nt
Organism: Dujonia railenensis
Lineage: Eukaryota; Fungi; Ascomycota; Pichiomycetes; Serinales; Debaryomycetaceae
Source: the annotation of a GenBank genome assembly